UGUUAUUUUAGCCUACCGGACCGGAAUUAGGCUAUCGGUUAUCGUUCUUUGACGGUUGGCGUCUGGUAGGAAUGAACGCAAACCACCGCGAAUUGCAUCUUAUUGUACAAUCCGUUGAAAAUUGUUGCCAACAGUGAAACAUCUCCUCAAUAGUGCCAGUAAAUAUGGACCAGCAUACAGUUGCACUGUAAUUGUUUGAUUUAUGGUCUGUUUUAAGACUAGAUAGAUCGUUAAUAAACCUUUGGAAAUAACUACUUCCAACUGAUGCCGGUGUGACUUUGGAGUAAUUGUGUAAAGCAAAGCAGGUAGCCAUGUACAUGUACAAUUUGACCCUGCAGCGCUCUCAAGGCAUUGUUGCUGCCAUUCAUGGAAACUUCUCAGGUUCAAAACUGCAAGAAAUUGUGGUGUCCCGAGGGAAGGUCAUUGAACUGUUCCGACAUGAUCCAAACACAGGGAAAGUGUUCCCUGUUCUGUCAACAGAAGUUUUUGGUGUGGUCAGAUCCCUCAUGCCAUUUCGACUUACGGGAGGCACAAAAGAUUACGUUGUCGCCGGUUCAGAUUCUGGACGGAUUGUGAUUCUAGAAUACAUCCCAUCCAAAAACAUAUUUGAGAGGGUUCAUCAGGAGACGUUUGGCAAAAGUGGAUGUCGCAGGAUUGUGCCCGGCCAGUAUUUGGCUGUUGAUCCCAAGGGAAGAGCUGUCAUGAUUGGUGCUGUGGAGAAGCAAAAAUUGGUGUAUAUUCUCAAUCGCGAUGCUCAGGCACGACUCACAAUCUCCUCUCCACUGGAAGCUCACAAGUCAAAUACACUGGUGUAUCAUAUGGUGGGGGUGGAUGUUGGCUUUGAGAAUCCGACCUUUGCUUGCUUGGAAAUUGAUUAUGAGGAGGCAGAUGGUGAUCCCAGUGGUGAGGCUGCCCUGAAAACUCAGCAGUUGUUGACUUACUACGAGCUUGACCUUGGUCUUAACCACGUGGUGCGCAAACAUUCAGAGUCACUGGAGGAGCAUGCUAACUUUCUCAUUUCAGUUCCUGGGGGUCACGAUGGUCCGAGUGGAGUGUUAAUUUGCUCUGAGAACUACAUCACAUACAAAAACCUUGGGGAUCAGCCUGACAUCAGAUGUCCUAUCCCACGCAGAAGGUGUGAUCUGGAUGAUCCUGAGAGGGGAAUGAUUUUUGUGUGCAGUGCCACUCACAAAACAAAGUCAAUGUUUUUCUUCUUGGCACAAACUGAACAAGGUGACAUUUUCAAGAUAACUCUUGAAACAGAUGAAGAUAUGGUAACAGAAAUCCGUUUGAAAUACUUUGACACAGUUCCUGUUUCAGCAAGUAUGUGUGUCUUGAAGUCAGGUUUUCUGUUUGUUGCAGCAGAGUUUGGAAACCAUCACCUGUAUCAAAUUGCCCAUCUGGGAGAUGAUGAUGGAGAGAGAAUGUUCAGCAGUGCGAACCCCUUAGAAGAGGGAGACACCUUUCACUUCUCACCCAGAGAGCUGAAGAAUCUGGUCAUGGUGGACGAGAUGGACAGUCUUUCUCCUAUAAUCACAGCCCAGAUUGCUGAUUUGGCUAAUGAAGACACACCCCAGUUGUACACAUUGUGCGGGCGUGGUCCCCGCUCCACACUCCGUGUACUUAGGCAUGGUCUUGAGGUCUCAGAGAUGGCUGUGUCUGAGUUGCCCGGUAACCCCAAUGCUGUGUGGACAGUGAAGCGUCACACUGAUGAUGACUACGACGCUUACAUCAUAGUGUCUUUCAUGAGUGCUACGCUGGUUCUCUCUAUCGGAGAAACUGUUGAGGAAGUCACAGACUCAGGUUUCCUGGGUACCACCCCCACAAUUUCUAGUUCUCAGCUAGGAGAUGAUGCCUUGGUGCAGAUUUAUCCUGAGGGGAUCCGUCAUAUUCGAUCAGACAAGCGUGUGAACGAAUGGAAGACCCCUGGAAAGAAGACGAUCGUAAAGUGUGCUGUGAACCAGAGACAAGUGGUCAUUGCCCUCAGUGAUGGUGAACUGGUUUACUUUGAGAUGGACCCUACUGGCCAAUUGAAUGAGUACACAGAGAGGAAGAGCAUGACCAGUGCUGUGGUGUGCAUGGCUUUGGGGCGUGUACCUGCUGGGGAGCUGCGGUCUCGGUUUUUGGCUGUUGGCUUAUCUGACAACACAGUGAGAAUCAUCUCUCUGGAUCCCAAUGACUGUUUAUCACCACUGAGUAUGCAGGCUCUCCCAGCCCCACCAGAAUCUUUGUGUAUCAUAGAGAUGGGAGGCACUGAGGCGAAGGAGGAAUCUGGCGAGGCGGGAACUGCUGGAGGCAUAUAUCUGAAUAUUGGUCUACAGAAUGGUGUGUUGCUGCGUACUGUGCUGGACACAGUGACAGGUGACUUGUCAGAUACCCGCACCAGGUACCUGGGCUCCAGGGCUGUCAAGCUUUUCAGAAUCUCUAUGCAAGGUUCAGAGGCUGUGUUAGCCAUGUCUAGUCGCACGUGGCUGAGUUACACUUAUCAAAGCCGAUUCCACCUGACCCCUCUCUCCUAUGAAACACUUGAGUAUGCAUCUGGAUUCGCUUCCGAGCAGUGUCCUGAGGGCAUUGUCGCCAUCUCAACAAAUACUCUGAGAAUUUUGGCUCUAGAAAAACUGGGAGCUGUUUUCAACCAGGUGGCAUGGCCCCUACAGUACACACCACGCAAGUUUGUCAUUCACCCAGAGUCGAACAACCUUAUCAUCAUUGAGACAGAUCACAAUGCCUACACAGAAGAGACUAAGCAGCUGAGAAAACAACACAUGGCAGAGGAAUUGAUUGAAGCUGCAGAUGAAGAUGAGAGAGAAUUGGCAGCAGAAAUGGCAGCACAGUUUUUGAAUGAAGACCGACCAGAGACCAUAUUUGGGGCCCCUAAAGCAGGCCUGGGUAUGUGGGCAUCAGCUGUGAGAGUGUUGAACCCCAUCACUGGGGAGAACUUGGAGAAGAUUUCACUGGACCAGAACGAGGCAGCUCACAGUGUUGCCUUGAUCAAAUUCGCCAACAGACCAGAUGACACAUUCCUCAUUGUUGGCAUUGCCAAAGACUUGGUGCUUAACCCAAGGUCUAUAAGUGGUGGUGAACUGCUCACAUAUCAAGUGACUGAAGGUGGGAACAAACUAGAACUUCUUCAUAAAACUCCAGUGGAGGAUAUCCCAGGAGCAAUCACCCCGUUUCAAGGACGCGUACUUAUUGGGGUUGGCAGAUACCUCCGUAUCUACGAUUUGGGCAAGAAGAAACUGCUGCGCAAGUGUGAGAACAAACAUAUUCCCAACUUUAUUGUGAGCGUCCACUGCUUGGGCCAGCGUGUUGUUGUUGGGGAUGUACAGGAGAGCUUUCACUUCCUACGCUAUAGGCGGCCGGAGAACCAACUGGUUAUCUUUUGUGAUGACACCAAUCCACGCUGGGUCACCUGCUCUUGCCUGUUGGAUUACAAUACCGUUGCUGGUGCGGACAAAUUUGGAAAUAUUUCCAUUAUCCGAUUGCCUACUGAAGUAAGCGAUGAUGUGGAUGAAGAUCCCACUGGAAACAAAGCUCUGUGGGAUAGGGGACUUCUCAAUGGUGCCUCACAAAAGGCUGAUGUUGUCUCCAACUUCCAUUUGGGUGAGGUUGUCACGUCUCUCCAGAAGGCCACAUUGAUUCCAGGUGGUUCCGAGUCCCUGGUGUACACAACCCUGUCCGGCAGUGUGGGCAUGCUGGUCCCCUUUACUUCACAUGAGGACCAGGAUUUCUUUCAGCAUCUUGAGAUGUACAUGCGACAAGAGUAUCCUUCCUUAUGUGGCAGGGAUCAUUUGGCUUUCAGGUCAUACUAUUUCCCUAUCAAGAAUGUGAUUGAUGGGGACCUGUGUGAGAUGUUCAACUCUAUGGAGUCAAGCAAGCAAAAGUCUAUUGCAGAAGAACUGGAAGACAGAAGCGCUAAUGAGGUGUCCAAGAAACUAGAAGACAUCCGCACCCGGUACGCCUUCUAAUCUCCUGCUAAAUGUGUACAUAACUUGAACAGACAGACUUGGGUAUCACAUCGUCACCUCUUCAUUGAACUGAAAUAUGUUGUCAUUAUGUAAAUUUUAACAUUUUUUAAACGCUUUAUUGUGUUCUUUUGUGUGCGAAACUGACAUUGGAGUUCCCGCUCCCUGUUUGCAGUAUCUGAAUAGAAGUUCCAAAUUUUUAAUCACUGAUGUAGUUCUUCAUUGUGCAUUCUGUAAAAAUGAAAGCUUCUGGUCUGUAAAUGGUCUAGUGUAAUGGAUAAGUUUAGUAAUGUUCGUUUACAUUUCUUUUAAUAAUCUUUUGACAUCAUUCCAAAGGAUUUUGCUGGAGGUGUAGAGAAAAAAAUUGGAGGCAUGAAACUUAAUACCAAAUCAUUUGAUGACUCCAUGUAACUUGUGUUAAUUGUUUACUCCUUAGGUUGGUCCAUAUUGCAAAGGAAAGGAAUAUUUGUUUGGGGGAAUUAUUAGUCUUAUGUAUACACGAAUCCUGAUUUUUUCAUUCUCAACCUCUGCUCUUGAGCUAAUUAUUUCUCUGAUGCCAUAUCAGAUUGAGACUGAAAGAUACAGAAAUAACCUCAACUGUAACAACUGACUUAAUAUUUGGUCCUUAUGUUAGCAAAGGGUUGCUUCUUCUGUCAUUUUACUUUCAUGUAGUGAUGAGCUUAAAUGUCUGAAAUGUUUCUUAAUGUGUUCAUUGUAUGUACUCCCAUUUCAUGUUUUGUUCCAGUAACUGAAUAAACAAAUGAUGAAGAAAGU
This is a messenger RNA of Aplysia californica (California sea hare), 4739 nucleotides long. RefSeq names its product splicing factor 3B subunit 3. The coding region runs from base 312 to 3968 and encodes 1218 amino acids. The transcript has 28 exons. The record is from RefSeq and is a predicted model, not a curated record. Gene Ontology annotation, cellular component: U2 snRNP; nucleus. Gene Ontology annotation, biological process: mRNA splicing, via spliceosome. Gene Ontology annotation, molecular function: protein binding; U2 snRNA binding. Lineage: Eukaryota; Metazoa; Mollusca; Gastropoda; Aplysiida; Aplysiidae.